UGGAAAGUAAACGAAUAUUCUUUUUCUAAUCUUGGAGGAAAAACCCCAAGAAACCUAUAUACCAAUUGGUCAUUGUUGUGAAAAAGUAGUGGAGUGAGGGUUUUACGCCGUAGAAGCAACGCCUCGCUGUCUCCGCUGCUCUUCUCCGCCGCCGUAUGUGAACUAGAAGAAGAGGAGGAGAAUUUGUUCGUUCUUUGUGUGUGAGAAAUGGUUGAAAUCUGGUGGUCGCUUUUGGGGGCGGCGAUCCCUGUGGUGGUUGCAGGGCAAGCGUUUCGGAUGAAGAAACGGCACGCAGAGGAGCAGCGGCUGAAGAGUGCUCGAGGGAGGGAAAGGAGUUCUGAUGAAAUUUUCGUGUGUGAGAGGGUCUGCACAUCCAAGAGGAUGCUCAAGAAGGUUGGCUCCUUCUCCAAAGACCCCAUUCCCGAUACAUGCGUCACAGUUUGUGGUGUUUCCGAUCUUGAUGCAUGUGCUGAUGCCUGUGCCCGCACUGUUUGUGUCAACCAACAUCAAGUGCCAAAUUGGAAUGACAUUUGUCUUAGGAGAUGCCAGAGUGAAUGCCUCAAACUUUCUUCCCAGUCCUCCUAGCAGAUGCUAUACAAGUAUCUAGCAGGUCCAAGAAUGUGACUUCUGACAGAUUUCUUUUCAUUUAUUGAAUAAAUGGCUCAAGUUUUCUAUUUUAUUCAUAUAACUGUUUUCAGAAAUAUUAGAUUAUGUAAUUUUAGAUAGCAAAGGACAAGUUUAGAUUUCUGUCGAAAAUCCCACCUCUGAUUUUAAGGUAAGAAGUAGAACGGGGAUUUCAUGCGGUGUAGGAGGAGAAAUUAUUUUUCUUAGUAUAAAUUUUGGACAAACUCUUGUUUAUCAGUAUCAUGACGAAUUAACUACAGUGAGCAAUAGCUUGAAAGAUGGUGCCAAAAAGUAAACUAAAAGAUUUGGUUUUCGUUGGAAGAACCACUGUGUUUCAUCGGAGGUUGCCAUUAGUUACCACAAAAUUAGCACAGCCAUUAUAGAACAUAAAUCUUUGUACCUGGAGGCAUGGUGGCUUCUCUUUAAUAUGAUGUUAUUUUUAAUGAGAUAUCACUUUCUUGUUGAAUGUAUCCAACACAAAGAUGUCAUGUUUGGGUUAUGUCCACCGAAGUCUUUCUCGUGGAAAGGGUAAAGUAAAUUUUCCUCUACUUAGUAUUUUUUUAACCAAAUUUAUAUAGAAUAUUGUGAAUCUCUUCGUUGUUUGUAAGCGACUACUUUAGUUUGUCCCUUUAACCCCUUGGACAUUCAGAAGCACUUCACUUAUUAAUAAUUUAGUUAAAGGUGAAAGCUGAGAAUAAUGGAGAUGAUCUUUGAUGUUUGCUUUUGCAAGAACAUACAUAUAUCUGCAGAGUGGGAUUUAGAAGACAAAUCUCUAUUUAGAAUGGAAAGUUUUAAUAUGGUUGGGGCAAAAGAAUUAUCACUUGUAUUUGUAUAGUUUAAUCGUUGUGUACUCUAAUUAAAAUUGAUGGAUAUGAAUUUUCAAUUUUUUAA
Molecule: messenger RNA, 1515 nt
Organism: Vigna radiata var. radiata (mung bean)
Lineage: Eukaryota; Viridiplantae; Streptophyta; Magnoliopsida; Fabales; Fabaceae
Exons: 3
Coding region: 208-585 (125 amino acids)
Source: RefSeq, a predicted model, not a curated record